This is a messenger RNA of Cucurbita maxima (winter squash), 1178 nucleotides long. RefSeq lists its product as uncharacterized. The transcript has 3 exons. The record is from RefSeq and is a predicted model, not a curated record. The coding region runs from base 327 to 917 and encodes 196 amino acids. NCBI's taxonomy places the organism in Eukaryota, Viridiplantae, Streptophyta, Magnoliopsida, Cucurbitales, Cucurbitaceae.
UUUCCUUUAACUUCAAUUUGUUUAUAUUCACUUCUGAUUUUCGGGGAAUGCUGGAGUCUUCUAUGUUCCAUCUUUCUUUCUGUAAACCGAUUACGAUUUUGCGAACUCUUUGUUGGAGGAGAUGGAGUUUCUUCUUCUUCUUCUUCUUCAUCUUCUUCAUCUUCCUCCAUUUCUUCCCUCUGCAUCGUCUUAGCUUUUGACUUCUUUUGCAGUAUUCUGAUAAAAAGAAACAUUCAUGCAAACUCUGCAAUUUCAUUGGCUGAUCGGUGCUCGUUAGGAUAACGUCGGAUCGUUUCGGUAAACAGGAAAAGGGGGCUGAAAUCCCAAUGGAAAAGCUGCCUAAGGCACAUGAAAAGGAGUACAUGAGAAUGGCCAUGUUAAAGCAUGAAGAAACAUUCAAACAACAGGUACAUGAACUUCAUCGGCUUUAUCGAACCCAAAAGACAUUAAUGAAAAACGUCGAGAAAAGCAGGGAUAGUGGAUGGAAUACAAAGAGUUGGGACAAAAGGAAUGAGAUAUGCUUCAGACAAAUCUAUGAACAGGACGCAAAAAACUAUUCUAGAUCAACAACUCAGACGACCAAACUAGACUUGGAACAGCCGGCGGAAGAUGAAGCAGAGGCCAAUAAUGGAGCUCUGCAGAUCAUAAACGAGAAUGAACUGGAACUAACUCUAGGCCCUUCGAGUUACAAUACUUCAGACUCGGGAAUAACCACCCACUCUUCUUCUUCGACAGGGUCCAGCCAUGAGGGAAGACGUAUGGAUAGAAACCAAGUUAGGGUGCAGGAAAUGGCGGUUUUGGGGGUACCUGAAAAUCCCUCGGGAUUCCAAAACGGAAGUGAUAGGGGGGAGAAGAAGAUGGUAGAGGUAGAUUACCCUCCUUGGCUUUUUCAAGCUGUGAGCCUUAACCUGACUUAGUUUUCGAGGUAUAAAGAAAACCCAUUCAUUUCAAUCAAUCAAUCAAAUUAUAUGAGAAGAACAUCUUUGUUUGCUUCUCAUUCACUAAUUAACAGGGUCAUUGAUGUUUAGUGCUAUUCAGCUUCCUUCUUCAUCUUGCUUGUAUAUCCAGAUGUUGAUGUGUAUUGCUUUGUAAAUUUUAACCUUCAGGAAAGAAUCACUUUUGAAUUUCAAGCUAUUAUUAAUGUGACUUGAGAGAGGCGCAAGGGGGAAUUAUAUGUA